Messenger RNA from Notothenia coriiceps (black rockcod), 703 nucleotides. RefSeq lists its product as uncharacterized. The record is from RefSeq and is a predicted model, not a curated record. The annotation marks the transcript as partial. NCBI's taxonomy places the organism in Eukaryota, Metazoa, Chordata, Actinopteri, Perciformes, Nototheniidae. The transcript has 6 exons.
UGCCAUCGUGGACGCAGACGCAGCUCGGAGGUUCUGUGAAAACAUCGACUGUCCGACCAACUGGAGAGACGCUGACGGAGAAAACUGCUGCAUCCACCACGCCAACAUCCACUCCUGUCCUCUGGGACACAUGACGGAGAGCAUCUGCGGGCCCUGGAUCCCUGACGACGGGAAGAUCUUCACUCACACCCUCUCCACCGCGGGGAAGAUGACGCAGAGCAACUGGACCUCCAAGGUGGUUCUGGUUCACUCCGGUUUGACCUCGCUCAUUGCUCACAUUCGAGUCGGACGCAUGCAGGUCGCUCUGGAGGCCAAGAGCACCGUGGAGCCGGCUGUAGUGUGUGGAGAUGGCGUCUGUGAGGAGGCGGAGCUUUGUUCUACGUGUUCGGCGGAUUGUGGUGAAUGCCCGAUGACUCCAACCACCAAACUGUCCAUCGGCCUGCCGCUCAGCCUGCUCUGCCUCUGCUUCGUCCUGACCGCCGUGUGGCUGAGGUACCAGAAACAGAAGCUGCUGUGGGACGAGAGCUGGAUCAUCGACUUCUCCAAGAUAAAACAAGACCAGGAGGCCCGGAUGACGAUGGGCAGUCUGAUGAGUGCGCCGGUGGGGAACAGCGACAGUAACACCAGCUGUGUGACGGCGCUCAGCUGCUACAACGGACAACCUGGGAGCCGGAAAACCCCGUUCACCUGCACCGGGAUAUAG